AUGGCUGGCAUCCCCGACCGCCCCGCUCCUCCUGCCGCACUCGUCGACGCCCUCCGCACAGUCGGCGUACCGCUCGAAUCGCUCGCAGACGCUUGCAAGGCGUGCGACGCUUGCGAUGAUGAGGCGGACUUGGAGGAUCUCGCUUAUCCCAAGGGAUUCGACGUCGACCUCGACUCGCAGAUGUUGGGCGAGUUGAAGCCCUUAGGGAGGCAGAUCCUCGUCUCGUCAGGCAAGAGCGACUGGAUCCGCGAAGUGACAGACGACACCGACUCGAUCCCUGGACUGGUCAAACUCGCGUACGACGAGGCGACGGCCAAGCCUAGCGCGGGGUUGUUGGGGAAGGUUGGGGGCAAGUUGUUCAAGAGCGGAAAGGGCGAGGAAGCGGAGGAGAAGGGAGGGUUGCCGGGCGUGCAUCCUUCAAAGGCGGUUGCGGGCGCAGAUGUCGCCGUCUCUUCCCGGCUAUCCAUCCUCUCCUCAUCCUUCAUCUCCAACUCCCACACCCACCACCACGAAUCAGUCAUCGUCCUUCCCGACUACAAAGUCGUGCACGACGUCGAGCCGACUCGAACGGCUGUCGACGAGCUUGUGGAGCGGUAUCUGAGACCUGAAGCUGGGCGGGUGGGGUUGGACGCGUCGCAGUCGGCGCUGAGAAGUUGGCCCCUCCCCUACCAAGCCGUCAUCCUCCUCUGCUCUCACCGGAAACGCGACAAACGAUGCUCCAUCGCCGCUCCCCUCCUCAUCUCCCAAUUCCACACCCACCUCGACAAACACGGUCUGCACGUCGAUGAGCGUGGGGAGGACCUUGCGGAGGGACCGGCUAUUGAGGAGUGGGAGGGGGACGAGGGUGAGAAGCGGAGGAAUAUGGAGGAGAGCUUGAGGGAGAGGAGCGUUGAGGGUGGCAGGGUCGGGUUGUUCAAGGUGUCGCAUAUCGGCGGUCAUCGGUAUGCGGGCAACGUAAUCAUCUACUUCCCGAACGGCUCGUCAAUCUGGUACGGUCGCGCAACACCCGCCGACGUCGCAGCUAUCGUCGACCGCACGAUCAUGCAGGGCAAAGUCAUCCCGGAACUCUUGCGCGGCGGACUCGGACUCGCCGGCAAGACCGGUCCACGCGGCGUGCUGGAAUGGUAG
Messenger RNA from Rhodotorula toruloides NP11, 1128 nucleotides. RefSeq names its product sucrase/ferredoxin-like family protein. The record is from RefSeq and is a predicted model, not a curated record. Bases 1 to 1128 code for a protein of 375 amino acids. Lineage: Eukaryota; Fungi; Basidiomycota; Microbotryomycetes; Sporidiobolales; Sporidiobolaceae. The transcript has 7 exons.